Molecule: messenger RNA, 690 nt
Organism: Bipolaris victoriae FI3
Lineage: Eukaryota; Fungi; Ascomycota; Dothideomycetes; Pleosporales; Pleosporaceae
Exons: 1
Coding region: 1-690 (229 amino acids)
Source: RefSeq, a predicted model, not a curated record
AUGACUUUCUUCUCUGGAAACAAUACGUCUAGCUCACAUGAAUCUCCUGCAACUCACAGUCGUCGCCCAGGUUUCACUAGACGUAACUUAUUCCACUUCACGCCUAGCAGUGACAGCGAGAGCGGCAGAACCAUCAGGCUCAGCAGGGAUGUACGGAAUUACGGACCCCUCAUACAAAAAGCCACCGAGGCAGUUCGCGGCCAACACGAAGGGAAGGCGCCAAGGAAACCCCUGCAAAAACAUGGCUUGAGCAUACCUUUUGCGAAGCCUGCAGUGAUCAAAAUCAAACCGAGGCUUUUUCCGACCAGCACCUGGGCAGCAAACUCUACAAACAAAGCAUGCUCCUAUAAUGACCUUGGUAGCAGUUCUGGGUCUACCUCAGCAGUCCCAUACGAACCGCUUCAUGACAUUUCAGAUAGCAUGGAUGCAGUCAUUAAAUCUAUAAAUGAGCAUACCCUUGGACGAACCAGCGUGAUUGUUGUAAAGCUGGUGAAUCUUAUAAAGAAGUGGCGAGGUACAAUCAACAAAGUCAUAGGUGCCAGUCAAACAGCUGAGGACCGGCGGAUCAAGGACCUAAAUGCACAACUAGAUUUCGAUCGUGAAAUCGAGCGAGUCCACCAAAACACGGUCAAUGAUCUUCUUGAUCAAGCAUGGUUGGCAGAGGUGCGCAAGAGUGAGCAGGAAUGGUAG